CUCCCCGGUUUCCUCCCUUCUGAGAUAACCUCAACCCCAAUUAUUACAAUGUUUAUCCAGCUGUUACCCUUAAUCAUCAUCUUCUUCCUCACUCUCCCACUUCUCUGGUUCAUUCUCAACAAAGGCUCCAAAUCCCAGAAAUCUUCAACCAAGUCCGAUGUUUUACCCAAGCGUUACCCGAUAAUCGGUUCCAUUUUCGCCAUCGUAUCCAAUCAAAGCAACCGAGUCCAGUGGAUCACGCAGAUCCUCCAGAACUGCCCCUCUGCAACUUACACUCUCCACCUCGUCUUCGGCUAUCAUCAGAUCUUAACUGCUAACCCCGACAACGUCCAGCAUAUUCUCAAGACCCACUUCAACAACUACCCCAAAGGCUAUUUCUUUAUUAACGUUUUCUUUGAUUUUCUCGGCAACGGUAUCUUCAACGUCGAUGGGGAGUCUUGGAAGUUCGAGAGGCAAGUUUCGAGUCACGAGUUCAACACGAAAUCUCUUCGUAAAUUUGUGGAAACCGUUGUUGAUACCGAGCUUCACGACCGUUUGAUUCCGACGCUCUCCGACGCUGCUUCAGGGAAGACUGUUAUCGACUUGCAGGAUGUUCUUCAGAGAUUCGCGUUUGACAACGUUUGCAAGAUCGCUUUCGGGUAUGAUCCGGCCUGCCUUUUACCUUCUUUGCCGCAAUCCCAGUUUGCAGAUGCGUUUGAAGAUGCUACUCAUCUAAGUAGCCAAAGGUUCCGUACUCCUCUUUCUAUAACCUGGAGAAUGAAGCGAUUCUUCAAUGUUGGGUCCGAGAAGAAACUCAAAAUCGCCAUCUCCCAAGUCCGCGACUUUGCGAAGAAGAUCGUGAGGGAAAAGAAGCAGGAAUUGGCCAAUAAUUCGUCUUUGGAAUCGGUUGAUCUAUUAUCAAGGUUUUUAGCCUCCGGCCAUUCAGACGAGGAUUUCGCCACGGAUAUAGUAAUCAGCUUCAUACUCGCCGGUCGCGACACAACAUCGGCGGCAUUGACUUGGUUUUUCUGGUUAAUACACAAACACCCUGAAGUGGAGAAAGAAAUCCUCAAAGAAAUCAAAGAGAAAUCCGAUAUGCCGGUUUACGAGGAAGUUAAAGACAUGGUUUACAUUCACGCUUCGCUUUGCGAGGCCAUGAGAUUGUACCCUCCGGUCCCUACGGAUUCAAAACUGGCGGUGGAGGACGAUGUUUUGCCGGACGGGACGGUGGUGAAGAAAGGAACAUUGUUGACUUAUGCUCCUUACGCGAUGGGGAGGAUGGAGAAGAUAUGGGGAUCGGAUUGGGCGGAGUUCAACCCGGAGAGAUGGUUGCAAAGAGACGAGGCGGGGAAGCGGGGCUUUGUCGGCAGAGAUCCGUAUACUUAUCCGGUGUUUCAAGCCGGACCCAGGAUUUGUUUAGGGAAGGAGAUGGCAUUCUUGCAGAUGAAGAGGUUGGUGGCCGGUAUUUUACGGCGGUUCAAGGUGGAGUCGGCGGUGGAAGAAGGGUUUCAGCCGGUGUUUGUCGCCUAUCUUACUGCUAAGAUGAAAGGUGGCUUCCCGAUUAAGGUGGAGGAAAGGGGGCAGCUCGAUUAAG
Hibiscus syriacus is the source of this 1573-nucleotide messenger RNA. Its product is annotated as cytochrome P450 94A1-like. Lineage: Eukaryota; Viridiplantae; Streptophyta; Magnoliopsida; Malvales; Malvaceae. Gene Ontology annotation, molecular function: oxidoreductase activity, acting on paired donors, with incorporation or reduction of molecular oxygen; iron ion binding; monooxygenase activity. The transcript has a single exon. The coding region runs from base 49 to 1572 and encodes 507 amino acids. The record is from RefSeq and is a predicted model, not a curated record.